Molecule: messenger RNA, 704 nt
Organism: Theileria parva strain Muguga
Lineage: Eukaryota; Apicomplexa; Aconoidasida; Piroplasmida; Theileriidae
Exons: 5
Coding region: 180-704 (174 amino acids)
Source: RefSeq, a predicted model, not a curated record
GACAAUUUAUAUUUGUUAAACGAAUAUCCUAAAUUAAUAAAAUUUGAAUCUUCUGUUCACAGGUUCACUGGUGUGUAAGUGUUUUGUCUUGCUAGCAUUAUUGUCUGAUUAGAAUCAUCAGAUAACCCUUAUUUAUUUCUAAUUGAAAUUAAAUUUAUUUGAUUUAUUAACCUUUUAAAAUGCCAGAAGGUGUAAAUGUGAGUAGGGGUAAAAAAAUAUGUGAACAGAGAUCACCACUAAUAAAAGGCAUCCUAGAAUGGAAUGUAUCUGAAGUUGACGAAAUGACACGAUGGAUUCCUAAGAAAAAACAACCCAUAUUGACUGAAAAGGUUCGACAAAGACUAUAUGGUACCCCUGGAAUGAACAUCUUUAACUACGAACGGGAUAAACCAAGACCAAGGAAACUCUAUGAACCUCAAUUUGAUGUAGGAAUGAUUCCGAAGGAAGAACCUAAAAGACUCACUAGGUGUAUAAACAUACUAAACAGUGCCUUAAAGGAAUCAUUGGACGAGUCUUUGUUGCCUAAGGAGGGGUCGGAAAUAAGGACUGCCGGUAAACCCAUCUUGAACAAAGCUCACAUAUCGCAACUCAAAAAUGGAGAACUAAUUAAUGGAGAUGGAAGUGAAGAAUUAUUUGUUCCAAAAAUAGGAACUAAUUUAAUUCCGACAUACAACAGAGUAUCAAGAAGGAAAACUUUUGAUUAA